Magnolia sinica is the source of this 3227-nucleotide messenger RNA. Its product is annotated as cation-chloride cotransporter 1. Bases 127 to 3081 code for a protein of 984 amino acids. Gene Ontology annotation, cellular component: membrane. Gene Ontology annotation, molecular function: chloride:monoatomic cation symporter activity. Gene Ontology annotation, biological process: monoatomic ion transport; transmembrane transport. Lineage: Eukaryota; Viridiplantae; Streptophyta; Magnoliopsida; Magnoliales; Magnoliaceae. The transcript is spliced from 13 exons. The record is from RefSeq and is a predicted model, not a curated record.
ACAUUUCAUUUACAAGAAACACCCCAAAUCCCAAAACAAUAUCCAUUUAGCCCCUUUUAUAUACAAGAAGAUCCUACGCUUUUUCAGAUCUCUCUCUCUCUCUCUCUACAGAUCCGAGAAAAAUCCAUGGAAAAUGGCGAAAUCGAGGGCAACGAGGAGGAGCUCUCCGCGCAGAGAGGACGGCAAUACCGGCCCGUCGUCGCACACGAUCGAGCCGUGCUUCAAAUAUCAUCCGCUGAUUCCUCUGGAUCUUCUUCUUCCCCUCCACGAUCACCGAUUCGCGACGGCUCGAUGAAAAAAAUCAGAGUGCCCUCGCAACCAGACAUGGCGGCCACUGCAAGAGAUGAUACACAUGAAGGAGGCAAUGGAUCCCAAAGGGAAUCAAAAUUGGAGUUAUUUGGUUUUGAUUCUCUUGUCAAUAUUUUGGGUCUUAAGAGUAUGACAGGGGAACAAAUUCCAACACCUUCUAGUCCUAGAGAUGGCGAGGAUGUUUCCAUCACUCUUGGACAACCCAAGCCAUCUGGUGUUAAACUCGGAACAAUGAUGGGUGUAUUUGUGCCAUGCUUGCAGAAUAUUUUGGGAAUUAUCUACUAUAUCCGAUUUUCUUGGAUUGUUGGUAUGGCGGGCAUAGGCGAGUCACUUGUGUUGGUUUCCUUUUGUGGCUUGUGCACAUUCUUAACUUCAAUUUCAUUAAGUGCGAUUGCAACUAAUGGUGCUAUGAAGGGUGGUGGGCCAUAUUAUCUCAUUGGGCGAGCCCUUGGUCCAGAGGUUGGUGUUAGUAUUGGCUUGUGCUUCUUCCUGGGGAAUGCUGUUGCUGGAUCUCUAUACGUCUUGGGAGCUGUAGAAACAUUCCUAGAUGCAGUUCCUGGGGCUGGUAUUUUUAAAGGGACUGCAGCAACUGUUAAUGCCACGGCAGGAGUUAAAGAAACCAUAUUCACUCCCAGUUUACAUGACCUGCAAAUUUAUGGGAUCGUUGUUACCAUCCUUCUAUGUUUUAUUGUAUUUGGUGGUGUGAAAAUUAUCAACAAGGUUGCACCUGCUUUCCUUAUCCCUGUCCUAUUUUCACUGUUUUGCAUAUUCAUUGGGAUCUUUGCAGCACCAAAGCAUAACGCUUCACCUGGAAUCACGGGGUUAAGAUUAAGUACAUUUAAAGAUAACUGGAGUUCAGACUACCAAUUUACUAACGAUGCGGGGAUACCAGACCCUGAAGGGUCAACUUACUGGAACUUCAAUGCAUUGGUAGGUCUCUUUUUUCCAGCUGUAACAGGAAUCAUGGCGGGUUCUAAUCGCUCUGCAUCUCUAAAAGACACUCAGCAUUCAAUACCCAUUGGAACAUUGGCUGCAACACUUGCAACCUCUGCUAUGUAUCUACUUUCUGUAUUACUAUUCGGAGCUCUGGCAACAAGAGAGGAACUUUUGACAGACAGGCUACUUACUGCUGCAGUGGCUUGGCCUGUUCCGGCAAUCAUUUACAUUGGGAUCAUCCUGUCCACUUUAGGUGCUGCACUUCAGAGUCUGACAGGGGCCCCACGCCUGCUCGCUGCUAUAGCCAAUGAUGAUAUCCUCCCCAUUCUGAAAUAUUUCAAGGUUGCAGACAGUUGUGAGCCUCACCUUGCGACUCUCUUUACGGCCUUCAUCUGCAUCAGCUGUGUUGUGAUAGGGAACCUGGAUUUGAUCUCACCGACCAUAACCAUGUUUUUCCUUUUGUGUUAUGCUGGCGUGAACUUAUCUUGUUUCCUUUUGGACCUUCUCGACGCUCCAAGCUGGCGACCUCGAUGGAAGUUUCACCACUGGAGCCUCUCACUUCUUGGAGCAUGUCUCUGUAUCGUGAUCAUGUUUCUGAUCUCAUGGUCGUUCACUGUGGUGUCUCUGGCCCUUGUGAGCCUUAUUUAUUAUUAUGUUAGCAUAAAGGGGAAGGCUGGGGAUUGGGGUGAUGGAUUCAAGAGCGCAUAUUUUCAACUGGCUCUGCGGAGUCUCCGAUCAUUGGGAGCCAACCAAGUGCACCCCAAAAACUGGUACCCGAUCCCACUCAUCUUCUGCCGUCCAUGGGGUAGGCUCCCGGAGAAUGUUCCAUGCCACCCCAAGCUUGCCGACUUUGCCAACUGCAUGAAGAAGAAGGGCCGAGGCAUGUCCAUCUUUGUCUCCAUCCUCGAUGGUGACUACCACGAGUGUGCUGAGGAUGCCAAGAUUGCCUGCCGCCAACUCAGCACCUACAUCGAUUACAAGCGCUGUGAGGGCGUCGCUGAAAUCAUCGUGGCCCCCUCCAUGUCGGAGGGCUUCCGUGGCAUUGUCCAGACCAUGGGCCUCGGCAACCUCAAGCCCAAUAUCGUUGUCAUGCGCUACCCUGAGAUCUGGCGCCGUGAGAACCUCACCCAGAUCCCCACCACCUUUGUCAGCAUCAUCAACGACUGCAUCAUCGCCAACAAGGCAGUUGUGAUUGUGAAGGGCCUCGACGAGUGGCCCGGUGAGUACCAGAAGCAGUAUGGCACGAUUGACCUCUAUUGGAUCGUGCGGGACGGGGGCCUCAUGCUCCUCUUGUCGCAGCUCCUGCUAACGAAGGCGAGCUUCGAGAGCUGCAAAAUCCAGGUCUUCUGCAUAGCUGAGGAGGACGUGGAGGCUGAGGAGCUGAAGGCAGACGUGAAGAAGUUCCUCUACGAUCUACGGAUGCAGGCUGAGGUGAUUGUUGUGACCAUGAAGUCAUGGGAGGUGCAUGUUGACAGUGCGCCCCAGCAGGACGACUCUCUGGAGGCAUUCACCGGUGCGCAAAGGCGGAUUGCUGCCUACCUCGGGGAGAUGAAGGAGGCAGCUGCGAGGGUGGGCGGGCCGUUGAUGGCGGAUGGGAAACCAGUGGUUGUGAACGAGCAGCAGGUGGACAAGUUCCUGUACACAACACUGAAGCUGAACUCAACGAUCCUGAGAUACUCGCGGAUGGCAGCGGUGGUGCUCAUCAGCCUCCCACCGCCCCCGCUCAACCACCCAUCCUACUUCUACAUGGAAUACAUUGAUCUGUUGGUCGAGAAUGUCCCGAGGCUCUUGAUGGUCAGAGGUUAUCGUCGAGACGUCGUGACCCUGUUCACAUAGUGUGGCCCAUCGAUUCCCGUGUUUUUCGGGCGUCAAUGUAUGAGUCUAGUUUUUUUUUUUUUUUGUUAAAGUAGUCCACAAAUUAAAUUCAUUCUUUCUACUCUUGUUAUUCAGGAAUUUUUUAUUUGAUUUGAUUUUAUUGGCUA